Messenger RNA from Brassica rapa (field mustard), 2511 nucleotides. Its product is annotated as epsin-1-like. Lineage: Eukaryota; Viridiplantae; Streptophyta; Magnoliopsida; Brassicales; Brassicaceae. The record is from RefSeq and is a predicted model, not a curated record.
GUUCAAAGUAUAUUUCUAAACUAAAAUAUUUUAUGUAUUUUUAUAUGGUAAUAGUUUAAUUUAAAAUGGUAUAUCUUUUAAUCUUAAUACUUAUUAAAUUAGACUUUCUACUUAUAUGAUUGUGUAAUCAUUUGUAUUUUAUCAUAUAACAAAAAUUUUAAAUCAUGGAUCACAAAUAUUAUAAUGAUUCUCAGUUAAUAUAUAAGGGAUAUUGGUUACUUUAAUAACUUGGGCUCGUGACUUCAAACGACUCAAUAUUUAAAACUUUGGGCCUCAUCACUUUACCUCUCACACAGUCUUUCACCCUUCUUCUUCUUCAAGCAAACAAUAAACGAAAAAAGUUGACAUCCACCAAUGAUGAUUAUAAUAAGUCAAGAGGUUUCUCUGGGAAGUUCGACUCCAUGAGAAGGAUAAAACUCUCUGAUUCGUAAUAUCCCUUAUAUUACGGAAGCUCGAGGAGGAAAAGUUCAACCCCUAAUGAGAAUCUAUUCAAUUCCUUCCGGUGAACUCGGGCAGUGCCUCCUUUGAGAACUGACUCUACAAAGGUUUUCAUGUUUCCAUGUGUUUGUGAAAAUAUCUCCAGACACAAGUAUGAAUCAUGGCUGAGUAAUGUUUCUGAUCCACAGUUUAUGCAGAGGAACUCGUUUUAAGAAAGAGCUGGGGGUUAUGGGGCUAGAGAAGGCGGUUGAUGUUCUAGACACGCGCUGGGACUGGGAGCAGAGCAUGUAGAGAGAGAGAGAGAGAGAGAGAGAGAGAGAGAGAGAGAGAGAGAGAGAGAGAGAGAGAGAGAGUAUCAUCAUCUUACAAAGUGAACUAAAACAACAGAGGAAAUUCGUGAGGAACUUACAGAAUAAGUCGCCUUAGUGUGUGGUAUAUGCAUGCCAUGCAAGCUAUGAUAACAUUUUCGUAUGUUGACAGUUAUUAUAUACAUUCCAGCUUUUAUAAUAUUUUCUUUAUGUUGCAGAUAAUUGAGAAGCUUGUAGAUGUGGUUUGCUAUAUACGUCAAAUUGUAGAAGUUUUUGGCAACAAUCGUAAUAUGAUUAUUUGUACUUUUGGCCUUCUACUUCUGGAAAAUCAAAACUCAACUAUCAUAUGGACUAAAGAGUCUAAACAAACAAUAGGUCUCAAAGACAGUGAACGGAGGCAGGGAAGAGAACGAUUAGGUGAAGCUGGUCUUUCAUUAAGAUUGAUAGUGUGUCACUUGUAAAGCUUCUCUUCCACUCUUGUUUUGAUAUUAAGAUGGGAUUUAUAUGCUCUGGUUGAAACUGAUCUUUGAAGUCGCACCUAGCUCUCUCCCCCGACUUCACCUAUAAAAACAAACUCUCCAAAGCAUAAGGUUUGGUCCUAAUCUAAGCAAGAGCCAAGAGUUCAUCGGCUUGAAGAAGAACAAGAAAGGAAUCAAGAUCUGAGCACUGAGCAGAAGUACAGGAAACUCUCCAAAGGUUGAUCUUUAAGGUGAGAAUUCUUCAAGUGAUGAUACAAAUCUUCUGUAUUUACACAUUCUUUCAUUGUUGUAUGUAACACAACAUAAGGAUAUAAUAUAACACUAAUGUAUUCGUUGAAACAAAACAAAGAAACACAUUAUGGUUGGUUUAGUUGGAUUUAUGUUUCAGGUCAACUGUUUUCUUUUGUUUCCAUCAACUCCUCAGACAACCUUAAAGUAGCUAACAACUCCAUGUUGGCUUGUCUAUAAGAUUGGAUGCAUAGUAAACCGGAAAAUGGACACAAAAAUAAACAUGACAUUCACCAAAAUCCAAAAUAGGAUGAUCACUAUCAUUCUUCUAUGCCUUCUUGUUUCAUCAUCUUCAGAGGCUGCUCCACAAACCCAACUAGCCAUACCAUUAGAACCAACAGGAGAAGUCUCAGUUCGCCAAAAAAAACCACUAGGUCUUCCUGUUGAGAACCAGAACCAGCCAAUUCUUGGUCAACCAUCUUCUACAUCUUCUGUAAACCAGCCUUUAACCGGAUCAAAUCAACCAUCAACCGGAUUUAAUCAGCCAUCAUCAACUGAACUCAACCAACCGAUUCUUGGUCAGCCAUCUUCUUCUUCUGUAAACCAACCUUUAACCGGGUUUAAUCAACCAUCAUCAACUGGAUUCAACCAACCAUCCUCUAAUUCUGCUCUCAGUCAGCCAUUUGCUAGUCGAACAAACCAAAACAGUCUCUCUGGAAACAAUGUUCCAUUUAUUAAUGGAAACUCGAAGCUGGAAGUCUCCACUACAAAGAUUGUCUUUAUCUGCAUUGCUUUUCUCGUAGCUUUACACGGUACAGGCAUAAACUGAACUGAACGUAUACAUCAUAUGGCGCUUCUGUAUACGUUGGUUUUUCACUAUUAUAUUUGUUCUACAACUUGUCUUUUUCCGUCUUGGAUUCUAGUUGAAGAGUGUGUAACUUGUUACAUGUACAUUACGGGAGUGUAUUUACAUUUUCUUUUUCUUGUUAUUGGAUUAGUAUUCGAUUUUGUGUCUCAGGUGUUGUUAAGUUUGAUAUGUUCAACUUUAAUUUCCUGUA